This is a messenger RNA of Orycteropus afer afer, 1788 nucleotides long. The record is from RefSeq and is a predicted model, not a curated record. NCBI's taxonomy places the organism in Eukaryota, Metazoa, Chordata, Mammalia, Tubulidentata, Orycteropodidae.
AUGAUCGCCAACACCCGAGGCUUCUUGUGGUCCGACCUGGAGACGCGAGCCCUGCUGGGCAUCUGGGGAGAAGCGGACGUGCAGUCAGCGUUGGACGGGAACUUUCGGAACAGCCAUGUGUACCGGGACGUGGCGUGCAGGCUUGCCCAGGUGGGCUUCGAUCGGACCCCGGAGCAGUGCCGCAUCCGCAUCAAGGGCUUAAAGCGCCAAUACUACCAGGCGAAGGACGGGCUCCCCAAGGGUGGGCCUGCGCGCAAGGCCUGCAAGUUCUUCGACGAGAUGGACCGUAUCUUGGGUGCCCGGGCCGCUGCCGGGGCCCCUGCGCCUCCCCAGGGAUGUCCCACGCCCGGGGACGCUGCCGGCCAGGGCCAGGCUGCUGAGAAGGACUUGACCGGCGAGGGCUCCUCUUUCGGCGAGCAUCCAGUCAAGGUGGAAUGUGCCCCCUUCGCCAUCCCCGUGCCGCCUGGAGACGGCUUUAAGCAUAUUGGUGCUCAGACCAGCACACCUCAUCUUUCUCAACCAAAAAGAUCAAAAAAGCGCCAUACCAGUAUACCUCUUGACAAGAUGAUGGGGAAACUGUUACAGCAAAGUGUGGAUGCAGAAGAGAAAUUUUUCAGAUAUGAAGAGCAGAGGCUGAAAAUGGAGGACAAGCACCGGGAAGCUGAGCGCACCAGGGAGCUCCAGAUGUUACAGAUGUUGGGGCAAGUGUUGGCUGGGAUUUCCUCAGCCGUCUCGCAGAGGGCCCAGUCCAGACCACCAAGCCCACCGCAGCGGACACACCACCGGGCAUAUGGAGAUGACAUUAGUUUUAAUGCUAUGACAGCAGCUCUUUCUCCUCCCCUAGUUUUAGAAAGAGCAUUUUCACUACAUAAAGCACAUUCAGUAAAGGAUAUGGAAAAUACUUUUCAAUUGGUGAGAAAUAUUAUACCUCCUCUAACUACCAAAAAGCACAAAGGAGAAGAUGGAAGAAUAGGCAUAGUUGGAGGCUGUCAAGAGUACACUGGAGCUCCGUAUUUUGCAGCAAUCUCAGCCCUCAAAGUGGGUGCAGAUUUAUCCCACGUGUUCUGUACCAGGGAGGCCGCACCAGUGAUUAAGUCAUACAGCCCGGAGCUGAUUGUUCACCCCGUACUUGACAGUCCUAGUGCUGUUCGUGACGUGGAAGCAUGGUUACCCCGAUUGCACACCCUUGUUGUGGGACCUGGCUUGGGUAGAGAUGAUACUCUUCUAGAAAAUGUUAAGGGCAUUUUAGAAAAAUCAAAGGCCAAGGGUAUCCCUGUUGUCAUUGAUGCGGACGGGUUGUGGCUGAUUGCUCAGCAGCCGUCCCUCAUUCAAGGUUACCGGAAGGCCAUUCUUACUCCCAACUACAUGGAGUUCAGCAGGCUGUAUGAAGCUGUGCUUAGAGAUCCCGUUGACAGCAAUGAUCAUCAUGGAGCUGUACUGAGACUCAGCCAAGCCCUUGGGAACCUGACCGUUAUUCAGAAAGGAGAAAGAGAUGUGAUUUCAGAUGGUGAACAGGUGCUUGUGUGCAGUCAAGAAGGAAGCAAUCGCAGGUGUGGUGGGCAAGGAGACCUGCUGUCGGGCUCCCUGGGCGUCCUGGUGCACUGGGCCCUGCUUGCUGGGUCUGAAAAAACAAAUGGUUUAAAUCCUUUCCUUGUGGCUGCAUUUGGUGCUUGCUCGCUCACGAGGCAGUGUAACAGCCAAGCCUUUCAGAAAUAUGGGCGCUCCAUGACCACCACAGACAUGAUCGCAGAGGUUGGAACUGCAUUCAAAAAACUCUUUGAAACCUGA